CGUGUUGAUCAACUGCCAAGCAACGCAAUUGUUUUAAAAUUAUAGUUUCAUAUUGCUUGCACUUGUCCGCACAUGAAACGACUGAAUCUGAAUUGGUAUCGUACAACCAGCUCAAACAGUGCUGUACAUGAGAGCAGUACGGAUGCAGUUUUUUAACAUUUUCUUCUAUUUCUGUGAGAUAUGUCUAGUAGUGAGGAAGAAGACGUGCUUAUUUAUUACCGAUACAAAAGACAACGAAGGCUUCGAAGAAAACUGUGGUGUCAUCCUUAUAUUGAAAGAAACAUAAACUGCAGGUUUUUCAUGGCAGCUAACCAGCUAGCCGAAACAGAUUUCAAAUUCGUGCAAUGCUACAGAAUGUCCAAAGCUUCUUACCUGGAAUUAGUUUAGCUGCUUAGCCCUUUCCUAUCAAAGAUGAACACAAAUAUGCGAGAAUGUGUGAGCGCAGAGGAAAGAAUACUGUUCACUUUAAGGUACUUGGCUACGGGUUGCACGUUUGUAUCGCUUCUUUUAUACUUCGCAAGAGGGGAGACCACAGUUGGUAUUAUCGUUAAAGAAACAACAAAAAUAAUCUGGGAUUUGCUGAAUGACACCUAUAUGCCUUUACCGACGGUUGAAAAAUGGAAAGCGAUAGCAGAUCGUUUCGAGUUCUUGUGGAACCUUCCCAACUGCAUCGGGGCAAUAGACGGUAAACAUAUCCGAAUACAGAAAUUUGCUAACACUGGUUCAGAAUACUUCAAUUAUAAAUCUUAUCAUUCUGUGGUACUUAUGGCAUGUUGUGAUGCAGAUGGACUUUUUACAAUGAUAGAACCAGGUUACGCAGGAAGAAACAGCGAUGGAGGGAUCUUCCGUGCUUCUAGAAUCAAGUACUGGAUAACACAAGGCAAUUUUGAGAUUCCUUCACCCUCCCCCUUAACGCACGAUAAAAAAAGAGUCCCAUUGCCUUACUAUUUUGUAGGGGAUGAAGCUUUUCCAUUAACACGAUAUUUAAUGAGACCGUAUCCAAAAAGAACACUAGACAACGGAUCAUUUUGUCUCCUUGGUGAUUCUGGAUAUGGAAUAUCACCAUGGCUUUUAACUCCAUUUAAACCUGCAAUAAACAGACAACAGGAAAGGUUUAACCAAUUACAUUCUCGAGAAAGGGUGACAAUAGAAAGACUAUUCGGACAACUGAAAAUGCGCUUUCCUAUACUCAGCAAUACUGUCAGAGUAUCAAGUGAGAAGGUACCGAAAAUAAUAUUGUGUUGCGCAGUACUGCAUAAUGUAGCAAAAUAUUUGAACGAUGACUUUAACCUAGAAGAAGCCUUUGAAGAUGAACCUUUGGACGAAGUAAUGUAUGAAGACGAGGAAGAUGAUGACAGAAACCAAGGAGAAGCUCCAGGUUCUGCGAAAUUAUGA
Molecule: messenger RNA, 1395 nt
Organism: Acanthoscelides obtectus
Lineage: Eukaryota; Metazoa; Arthropoda; Insecta; Coleoptera; Chrysomelidae
Source: the annotation of a GenBank genome assembly